This is a messenger RNA of Myxocyprinus asiaticus (Chinese sucker), 2600 nucleotides long. RefSeq names its product phospholipase A2 receptor 1 (gene pla2r1). The transcript has 12 exons. Lineage: Eukaryota; Metazoa; Chordata; Actinopteri; Cypriniformes; Catostomidae. The coding region runs from base 12 to 1544 and encodes 510 amino acids. Gene Ontology annotation, cellular component: plasma membrane; signaling receptor complex. Gene Ontology annotation, molecular function: signaling receptor activity. The record is from RefSeq and is a predicted model, not a curated record.
GACUGCGGUCUAUGAACUGCUCUCAUCUAAACUCCAGCAGUGGAAAUGCGUUGGAUACCCACGAACUCUUCAUAUUCGCUUCCAUGAAGCCCUUUAUGUCCUUUAUAUGCUACUUUAUGUCCGUAGUUGCGGAAAUGUCGGUCAAAACUGAAGUUUUGGGGGGGAAAAAUCCACUUCUCGAAUUAUACAGGAAAGGUAUGUUCCGUUUGCAGAGUAUAUCACAGAAGCGGGGCCUCUCUGCAAAUUUGUCCGGUCUGUCUCUGGUCAGCUGUGAACCACCAUCUGCUGCACUGCUCUGGAAAUGGGUGUCCCGGCAUCAUCUCUUCAAUCUGGGCACCUGCAGAUACCUAGGGAUCAACGUGACCAACUUUCCUGACAUGGGCAUCUUUGAUUGUGAUGUUUCUUUCCCUAUCAUAUGGUGGUGCUGUGGGGGGAGUAUGUUGUAUGGAGCUGGAGUGGUGAAUAAUAAGCUGGCAGUGGUGGACUCCAGGGUAGUGUUGAAGAGAGCAACUUUGCAUAAGUGGAGGAUUUAUAGCGGCGCCGGUGAAGGCCCCUGUGCUUACCCAUACAAAGUGACAGGCUGUGAAUUCUGGGAGAGUCAUCCUGAGCUAAAUGCUUGUUACCAGUUUAACUUGUACUCAGUUCUCACCUGGAGCCAAGCUCUUACUUCCUGUCAGUCACAGGUUGCGAGCCUGCUCUCCAUCACACAGUCCAAUGAACAGAUCUAUAUCAGAGAAAGGCUUUCAGAUAUGGGUGUGAUGGUCUGGAUUGGAUUAAACCAUCUCAGUCAGCAUGGCGGGUGGCAGUGGUCUGAUGGAUCUCCUUUGGCUCUUGUCAGUUUUACCUCAGAUCUGACCUCCACACCGAUGCAGCAGAACCAGCAGUGUGGGGUGUUUGACUCUACUCAGGGUUCCUGGCAGAGUCUGUCCUGUGAGUCAGCUUUAUCCUACAUCUGCAAGAAAACCAACAGCUAUUGCCGGGAAGCAGAGCCGCUUGUAUGGGAUUUGUGUGGGGUGUGGAGAGCAGUCUGCCUGGAGGGUGGAGCAGCCGUCAGCGAGGGGUUGGAGGAGGAAAGACAGCUGGAUAAGAUCACAGAUCAGGAGCAGACAUUUGAAGAUGUAGUGAAAGGAUAUUAUUGCAAAGCUCCACUUGUUACUAUAGAGAGCAGGUUUGAGCAGGCCUUUGUUAACAGUCUGAUUAGUGUAAUGGGUGGAUCUGAUUCCCGCUCCUACUGGACAGCUCUGCAGGACAGGAAUCGAACCGGAGAGUAUCACUGGCUGAUCCAGAAUGGCUCCUUCAUACCCCUCACCUACACCAACUGGAAUCAACACCAGCCAGUUAGUGGAGGGGGCUGUGUGUUGAUGUCUGGGGGUCAGGCUCUGGGUCACUGGGAGGUGAAACAUUUCCACACCUACAAGGCCCUGGCUGUGUGCACACAGGAAGUGAGCAGUAACCAUGAUGCUCUAAGGCCUUUGCCACACAUAAAUACAAGUGCAUCAUGCCCAACAGGAUGGGAAAGCCGCAAAGACCUGCCAGACUGUUAAGGUGUAUCACAGUGAGAAGAUCCUGAUGCAACGCACCUGGACGGAGGCUCAGUUCUUCUGCUGGGCUUUGGGUGCUGACCUAGCCAGUUUCCAUCACUAUGAGGAUCAGGCUUUUGUCAAACAGCUCCUCUCCACCAUGUUCUAAAGUUGGACUGAUGGAUCAGCUUUGGAUUACGAGAACUGGGAAAAUGGGCGAGUUUACCAAAAGCCUGGCCACAAUUGCAUACAGAUGUCCUCUGUGACCGGAGAGUGGAAGGCAGGAAGCUGUACAGAUCUCCAUGGUUACGUGUGUAAGCGCAGGGCAGUGGCUGUAGUGGAGGUCCCACGUGAGCCUCAUUAUAUCGGCAGCUGCCCAGAGAACUGGUUCUACUAUGGACACGAGGUUUGGACAUGCACACAGAAGCUUUGUCUCUGCUUUUAUACUCUCUUUUUUGCGUAUACACAUUAUCUUCAUGCUAUGAAAUGUGUCUAAUAUGCAGUACCUGGAGAGAGCUAUCUGUUUGCAUUGCCAUUCAUCACAAUGGCAUGGCUCAUUUGCUAAAAAGGAUAUAGCUGCAGGCAGAGCUCCAAAAAGGGGCGGUAGCUCCAAACCGCCACAUAGAUAUACAGAGCCCCUAACCUAACCCUUUGCCUAACCCUAACCGUGUGUGGAAGUGACGCCCCCUUUUGGAAUUGGCGCAACCCCCUUUUGGAGUAACCCUGCUCCGUUUUGGAGAUUCCGCCCCCCUUUGGAGAUUUCCAAUCUGUAGCUAUACCUACUUGCAUUUGCUGAUGCAUGGCAUGUGUAGUUAUGGCUUCUGCCAGUAGGGGCUGUCUCCCAAAGGUAAACAUCUUGCUGAGGAAGUUAAAAUGUGGACAUGUUAAUAGCCAGCUACCGAUUUAAUUGCACAUACAUUUGCAGGUAACUCUAUCGCUCCCUUGAGUACUGAUGUUUGCUACCAUCAUAGUAACACAAGAGUAUGUGGCCUUACAGUGUCUCAAAAAUUGACAGGUUAUACGUUGGACGUGCAAAAGUUUUUGUGUUUUAUUGGUUCUCAUUGAGAUUUACUCAUUUUU